Molecule: messenger RNA, 2133 nt
Organism: Zea mays
Lineage: Eukaryota; Viridiplantae; Streptophyta; Magnoliopsida; Poales; Poaceae
Exons: 2
Coding region: 665-1783 (372 amino acids)
Molecular function (GO): nucleic acid binding; zinc ion binding
Source: RefSeq, a predicted model, not a curated record
UGCUUACUGUGAUUGUUUGUUGGGCCAUGUGUCUAGUGUUGGCCCAUUAACGUGUACACAUAUACUAGAAGUGUGUGUGGUGUAGAGAGAGUGCUGUAUGUUUUCCACAUUCCAGAAAAAUCCACAUGGUACCGGAGCCAGGCUCAACGGCGAUGGCGUCGCGGUGACGAGUGUCUUCGGCCUCGACGGAGAAGACCACCGAGAAGGAGAUCAGCGACGGCCGAAGGAGGCCGCCGAGGCACACGAGCGAUCGAGGGAGGCGAGGGACGUGACCAGGCAGAAGACGGGCGAGUACACCGACGCCAGCAGGGAGGCCGCGCAGGAGGCCAGGGACAGGUCCCGAGCCACAGCACAGGAGGGACGCCACCGCCGACAAGGCGAGGGCGGCCAAGGACGUGGACGCGGGCACUCGUCGGCGACAAGGAUCUGGAGAUAGGGGUGCUUGGGGAGGCUCUCCAGCUGCCGCAGCUCGUCCAACCCUUGAGGAAGCUGCCGGCACACAGGUGCUGCUGCUCCCCCCUGCUGCCCGCGUCCUGUGACUGAGAUCCAUCCAGCUCGGAGGAGGAGGAAGAGGAGGCGCUCCUGGUCCUGGCUUCUAGACGUUGUGACCCAGAUCUUGACGCAGCUGCCCAAGUAGUUUCCUAGUUAUUAUUACAUAUAUAUUAUGGGGGAAAAUCAAGGAAUUGAGCAGGUUCUUGGUAAAUUGGUCGAAUUACUGUCAGCAAAAAGGGAUGAGGCUCCAUCAUCAAUUAAAGACAAUGUUGCUCAUAUAGAACCAGUUCAGAAGAUAGACCUAAUGCCAAAUGAGAUUAAGUUAGAAGGGGUGAAAAAUUAUUUGGCAUGGUCUAGAAGAGCAUUGCGAUUAUUGAAGGCAAAGAGACUCGAGGGCUAUGUUAAAGGAGAUGUCGUUGAGCCCAAGGAUAAGUUAAGUGAUGAAUGGAAAGACUGGGAUGCUAUAAACUCUUUAGUGGCAGCGUGGAUGUUGAGUUCUAUGAUUCCAGCAAUUGCUAGCACUGUUGAUACAAUCAUAAGUGCUGCAGAAAUGUGGAAAGCACUUGAAGAAAUGUACUCGGGAGCUGGAAAUGUUAUGUUGAUGGUGGAGACUGAAGAUCGCCUCCAUAAUAUCAAACAGGGGGAGCGAUCUGUGGCGGAGUACGUUCAGGAGUUACAAUGUUUAUGGGCUGAUGUUGAUCAUUAUGAUCCUAUUGAGCUACCACACUCAGAGUGUGUUGCUUGGGCGAAGAAAUGGGUGGAAAAAAGACGUGUACUUCAAUUGCUAAGGGGGCUAAACUCAGAGUUCGAGGGAAGACGUGCCUCCAUGUUUCAUCAAUCCACUCUUCCUAGCCUACAAGAAGCCAUAGCUGCCAUAUCCCAGGAGGAGUCAAGACUCAAAGUGAUGAGAGAAAGUUCUCAAACGCCGCCUCAUCCUGUGUUUUCAGCUAUGAGAACCAAAGAUACUAGAGAAUGUUACAAUUGUGGUAAUGUUGGACAUAUUGCACGUAAUUGUUCUAAGCCUUCCAAAGUUAAUCGUGGGAGAGGAAGAGGGGCUCCUAGAGGCGGCAGAGGUCGUGGAGGCAGGAGUUGGGCAAGGGCGAAUGCAGCAACUACACAAGAAGAACUUGAAACAUUUAUGGAACACGAAGAUGAAACAAAGUUGAGGAAGAAAAAUCAAAUCUCUGGAGAUAAAGAUCAGGAGUCUCACACAGGGGAUUUUGUCCACUUCGCCUACACUGAUGAAGGAGAGGGAAACAGGGAAGAGACUUGGGACAGCUACCAGGCGUAAUGGAUUGUGGUAUAUGGAUCAUGAGGGGACUAAUGGUACAAUAUGCACUAUGCUGGCAACAAGAAUGGAAGAGAAGGAGGUUGCAGUGAUGCUCUUGCAUUGUAGAUUAGGGCAUCUUUCUUUUGAUAAGAUAUGCAAAGCUUUUCCUGAUGUAAUGAGUGGGGUGGAUAAAAGCAAGCUAUUGUGUGAUGCCUGUGAGUUUGCAAAACACACAAGGACAUCUUAUAUUAGUCGAGGUAUCAGGAGUAUAUCUCCUUUUGUGCUAGUUCAUUCUGAUGUUUGGACAUGUCCUGUGACUUCUAUUAAUGGGAUGAAGUACUUUGUUACUUUUAUCGAUUGUUUUUCUCGGA